This is a messenger RNA of Micropterus salmoides (largemouth bass), 1922 nucleotides long. RefSeq names its product intelectin-like. Gene Ontology annotation, molecular function: oligosaccharide binding. The record is from RefSeq and is a predicted model, not a curated record. NCBI's taxonomy places the organism in Eukaryota, Metazoa, Chordata, Actinopteri, Centrarchiformes, Centrarchidae. The coding region runs from base 1 to 711 and encodes 236 amino acids. The transcript is spliced from 7 exons.
AUGUGUCCUUUGCAGCAGCUGCCAUUUCACAAAAAGAUCAAAGAGAUCAGGGAAGGAGGCGGCUGGACGCUGGUGGCGACUGUCCAUGAGAACAACAAUGCUGAACUGCCAGAUGGAGACGGGAACUGGUCCAACAGAAACACCUUUGGAACAGCAGAGGGGGCCACCUCAGGUGAUUUUAAGAAUCCAGGCUACUAUGAUAUAGUAGCAGAAGACAUGUCUGUAUGGCAUGUUCCCAACAACUUCCCACUGGAGCACAGGAAACUGGCAGCCAUCCUCCGCUACUACACUGACAACCGCUUUCUCCGCCUGUAUGGAGGGAAACUCUUUCAGCUCUUCUUGCAAUAUCCAGUGAGAUACAACAUUGGCUCCUUUAGCAACAGAGGGCCAGCUAUUCCCAUCGUGUUCGACCAUGGAGACAGAGAGUCCACCAAAAUAUUAUACGGACCCAAUCCUAGAGUGGAGUUUGAACCAGAUUUCAUCACAUUCAGAGCAACAAACAACGAACGCUCAGUCAUGGCUAUCUGCUCUGGGGUCAAGCCGACCACAGGAUACAACACUGAACAUUACUGUAUAGGAGGAGGUGGAUAUUUCCACCCUGAUCAGUGUGGGGACUUCCAACCAUUUGACUGGGACAGGCUGGGAAGGGAGCAAGGCUGGAGCGCUUCCAAAGAGAUGACUGAGGCUGCUGUUUUACUGUUCUACUGCUGAGAGCAUUAUUUGCACAUGGAGCUUAUGACUAUAGCACGUCAGUCAACAAUCCGAAUUCGUAGCCAUUUAGAUGUCAGUUCAGGUGUAUUUGAAUAGUUCUUUAUAACAGCAUGUAGCAUGUUACAGAGAACAGAGAACAAGCCUUGUGUUUCUGCCUGUGUCAUUGGCUAUAAAAAACAGAGCAGAUAUUACAGUAAAAGAGUUGUCUUGCUAUUAAGCCGACACACCAGCAGGAGGAGGUAUUUAACUGAUUAUUCACCAACUCACUAUCCACCCCUCCACCACAUGGACUUUCAUGGCUAUUUAUAUCCCUCACACACUGAUUUUACCUGUGACAGUAAGCGUAAGUUGGCAAGCCGUUUCUGCACAAUAAAUGUCAAUGCAAUCUGCAAACGAUGUGAAAUGGCACGCGAAAUGCAAAAAAUGCGUUGGAAUACCAUGCCAAAUGGUGUAAGAAAUCGGCAUGUUAUUCAGGCGCCUUUUGAUGAUACCAGGCUGUUUCUGUCUCUCUUUAGCUGUUCCUAUCCAAUAAUUUCAAAAAACAUUUAAAAAACAACAACAACAAAAAAUCAUGUAAUUAUUAAAGGUCUCACAAAAGACUAGAUAGACACUGUUCCAGCGUCAAAUAAAUGAAUUCCCAAAAAUAAUUACAAACUAUACCAACUCAGUCAGAGCCGGCCCUAGACCUUCGGGGGCCCUAAUCAAAAUUUAGUUGAAGGCCCCUCUCACUGUCGGGUGUUGUCACUAUAUACACAGACACAGAAACAACGUCUCUUGUUUUUAAAUUAGACCUGACAAAUCUUUCUUAUAUUCUUAAACAUGCCAUGUUUGUUUAGCAGAAAAACACAAAAGCAAAUUUCUUAAACCUGUUUGCUGAUUCUGAUGAAAAACAAUAACUAGACUUAACUCUAUAUUAUUAACAGGAAACAUAUGAUACUACCAGUGCUACUGAGCUUAAUGGCAGUGCAAGACUCAGUAGACACUGAUGAACUUAGUUCUGAAUGAAAAGACUGAUAAACUGAUUAUAACCAAAGCUUAAAUCUUUAAUAACAGCCAGAAAAGAAUUUAAGAGACAAAAAAUACAAAACAGUUGAUAGCAUCUUUUCUCAACCAACUAUUUUAUACAUGAUCUAAACAUGUAAUGAUAGAAAAGGCUUUUACUGUCUGAGUGUCUUUUUGGAAAAGUCAAAAUGUCUCUCUCAACUGGUUCU